Fusarium odoratissimum NRRL 54006 is the source of this 561-nucleotide messenger RNA. RefSeq lists its product as uncharacterized. Lineage: Eukaryota; Fungi; Ascomycota; Sordariomycetes; Hypocreales; Nectriaceae. The transcript is spliced from 2 exons. The record is from RefSeq and is a predicted model, not a curated record. The coding region runs from base 55 to 522 and encodes 155 amino acids.
AGCGUAGAUCUUCAAACUGUCUUGCCUUCCCAAAUUGCACAUUGCCCUAUAAUCAUGGACAUCGCAGAACAAGCAGCUGAGAUCAGAAGCAACUGGAUAUUCUUCGUUUCUACUGAUCAGGUUCUUCUACGAGGCUGUCUCCUUGCGGCAUGUCGAUACUUGGCUCAAGUUGAGCUCCGCGAUGAGUACGCAUUGAUGGCCAUUCAGUACAAGCAGUACUAUUUACAAAGCCUUCGGAAGGGACUAUCAUCACGGGGACUUUCGUCGCGUCGGAAUGCGGUUGCAAUGACCACGGUUCUCGCGCUUGAUGAGAUUACUUGUGGAGAUCAUCUUGUCGCUGCAAAACAUGUACUGGGCGCCAUGAAGAUGGUCGAAGAGGCCGGUGGACUUGAACGGCUUGGGCUUAAUCAUCUUGUUCGCUAUGUCCUCUACAACCUCAUGUUCGGCAAGCGACUAUCAGAAUGGGAUAUGGAUCUCCAUCUUGCCUCAACACUCAUGACACCAGACUCAAUACUACCCUAGUCAUGCCAAAACAAAUCCCGAAACAGUAGCGCUCAUUCC